GUUACUUUGGUUUGGUUUCUGUUCAGUGUUUUCACUUCGUUUUCAUUAAAAUUCUGUUUAUUAUUUACUCCGGUUUCCUCCAAGUUCCACUGGCUCAUCAUCCCACGGCAGUUUGUGACAGAAUCACCGACCUAACAGAAGAUGUCCUGGGCUGAGGACCUCCUACUGAACCUGCAACAAGUCAUCCAUAGCUCCACUAUGGUCCUCAGCCCAGUACCUCUGGCCGCCUUAUCAGAGUCUGCACGCAAGAUGGCUGCCACGCCAGAGUCUGCACGCAAGAUGGCUGCCACGCCAGAGUCUGCACGCAAGAUGGCUGCCACGCCAGAGUCUGCACGCAAGAUGGCUGCCACGCCAGAGUCUGCACGCAAGAUGGCUACCACGCCAGAGUCUGCACGCAAGAUGGCUGCCACGCCAGAGUCUGCGUCUUCUGAGUCUAGUCAAGUUACGGCUGCAUUUCCCGAGUCAAGUCAAGGUGCAGUCUGCGUUUCCCGUGUCAAGUAUAAUUGCAGCUGCAUUCCCUGAACCAAGUCAAGCUGCGGCCGAAUCUGAGUCAAGUCAAGCAGCCAGUGCGUUUUCUGGGUCACGUCAAGCUCCUAGUGCGUCUCCUGAGUCCAGUCAUGUUGCAGCUGUGUUUCAUAAGUCAAGUCAAAUUUCUGCUGCGUUUCCUGAGGCACGUCAAGUUUCAGCUGCAUCUACAGUCAAGUUGCAGCUGAGUUUCCCGAGUCAAGUCAGAUUGCAGCUGCGUCUCCUGUGUUGAAUAAAACUACAACUGCUUCCGUGGAGUCAAGUCAAGCUGCGGCCACAUCUCCUGAGUUAAGUCAAGUUUCAGAUGCGUUUCCUGAAUCAAGUCAAGUUACGGCUGUAGCUCCCAAGUCCAGUCAGGCUUUCAAGUCAAGCUCCAGAGUCCGGUCAAACUUCCGAGUCAAGUCCCGUCACAGCUGAGUCAAGUCACGUCACGGCCACAUCUCCAGUCAAGUCAAGUUCCUGGUGCAUCUCCUGAGUCAAGUCACUCUGUGGCUGCGCCUACUGAGUCCAGUCAAGUUUCGGAGUCAAAUCAAGUUGCAGUUGUGUGUAUUGAGUCGAGUCACGUUACAGCUGCGUUUCCAAAGUCAAGCUGCUGCUGUCAUUCCAGAGUCAAUUAAGAUGCCCGCUGCUGUAAGUGAGUCAUGUCAAGUUGCUAAUGCGUUUCCUGUGUCAAGUCAAGCUGCAGCCGUGUCUCCUGAGUCCAGUCAAGUCUCAGCUGUGUCUACUGAGUCAAGUUACAACUAUGUUUCCUGAAUCAAGUCAAAUUGCAGCUGCGUCUGCGGAGUCACGUCAAGCUGCGGACACGUCUCCUGAGUCAAGUCAAGUUGCAGCUACAUCUCCUGAGUUAAGUCAAGUUUCAGAUACGAUUUUGGAAUCAAGUUGCGGCUACGUCUACUAAGUCUAGUCAAGUGACGUCUGCAUCCCCCGAGUCUAAGCAAGUUGUAGCUGUGCUUUCCGAGUCCAGUCAAGCUUCCAAGUCAAGCCAAAGCUGUCGUUCCUGAAUCAAGUAAAGUCACAGCUGUUCCCCAUGAGUCAAGCCAAGUUGUUGCGGGUGUUCCUGAGUCAAGU
Labeo rohita (rohu) is the source of this 1593-nucleotide messenger RNA. Its product is annotated as testis-specific gene A8 protein-like. The coding region runs from base 142 to 522 and encodes 126 amino acids. The transcript has 2 exons. Lineage: Eukaryota; Metazoa; Chordata; Actinopteri; Cypriniformes; Cyprinidae. The record is from RefSeq and is a predicted model, not a curated record.